Messenger RNA from Pelmatolapia mariae (spotted tilapia), 3552 nucleotides. Its product is annotated as alpha-2-macroglobulin-like protein 1. Gene Ontology annotation, cellular component: extracellular region. The record is from RefSeq and is a predicted model, not a curated record. Gene Ontology annotation, molecular function: endopeptidase inhibitor activity. The transcript is spliced from 28 exons. Lineage: Eukaryota; Metazoa; Chordata; Actinopteri; Cichliformes; Cichlidae. The coding region runs from base 1 to 3465 and encodes 1154 amino acids.
AUGUCAAACUUCACCAAAGUUGAUUCAACAGCACUGAACGAUAUCCUGGACAUCACCGCUAAAAUGGAAGAGGAGGGGACAGGUGUUUCGAUAUCACAAAAGCAAAGCAUAAUGAUUUCCUAUGUCCUUGGAAGAGUUUCUUUUAUUGAUACUCCCGACAUUUAUGAACCAGGAACAAAUGUGCAAGUAAAAGUCAAAGCUGUUUAUCAUAAUGGUAAACCCAUUCCUGACCACAUCGUGUACCUGUUUGAGGGAGACAUUUCUCCGAGCUCAAUACAAAACGUAAAAACUGACGGGAAAGGUGUUGCUGUGUUCUCACUUAGCACAAACGAAUUAAAAGGGGACGUCCAACUCCAUGCAAGCCUGACGCCGACUCUGGAUUACGCUGGAUAUAGAACUGCUUUCUUUGAGGUUGGAACUCACACUUUGUCCAUGGCCAAACCGUCUUCUCCUGAUGAUAAAACAGUUAGCUUCCUGGAGGUAAAGACGAGGGACAAACCUCUUCCGUGUGAGACAGAAGAAGCCAUAUCUAUCCGGUACACGAUCGUGGGAGAGGCCCCAGGCUCUGUGGAUCUGAUGUAUCUGGUCUUGUCCAGAGGAGUUAUUUCCGCUCACGGACAUCAAGAGCUUAAAGUAACAUCUCAAACAGUGAAUGAGGGCGAGGUGUCCUUGAAGUUGACUGUAUCGCCUGAGAUGACACCAGACAUCCAGAUUGUGGCUUACGCUGUCCUCCCCAGUGAGAAUGUGAUCGCUCACAGUGCUGAAUUCUCCACUGAGAAGUGCUUCACUAACAAGGUGUCGGUACAUUUUGUACCACCUUCGGCUGUCCCAGGAGAUGAGACCAACUUCCAGGUGACGGCCCUGCCGCACUCUCUGUGUGGUGUGAGUGCCAUCGACCAGAGUGUCCUCAUCAAGGAGCCAGGGAAGACUCUGAAUGCUGAAAAGAUUUAUGACUUGCUUCCUAUCAGGAAAGCAACCUCUGUCCCAUAUGAGGUUCAAGAUCCUAUAGAGUGCAUGGAAGUGAGACCAAAAAGAUCGAUUCUGCCGUUUCCUGAGAGUGGCAAAAAUGAUGCCCACACUGUUUUCCAGAAUGUAGGACUGAAGAUGGCAACCAACUUGGUUAUUCAGUUGCCUUCAUGCCUCAAGUACAAAGGAAGAGAAUACUAUCAAGGUGACUACCAGUGCUUUAGGAAGGGUCCUUAUCAAGUGUACAAGUUGGACAUAUUAGAGAGAAUGCCAGUUGCAGCUGCCGCUGGUGCUCCGGCACUUCCUCCUGACAUUUCACCCAUAAAAACAGUCCGUACUUUCUUCCCAGAGACUUGGAUAUGGGAUCUGGUAGACGUUAGAGAUUCGGGCACAGAGAAAAUGACCCUCACCAUCCCAGACACCAUCACCACCUGGGAGACGGAGGCUUUCUGCUUGUCUUCUGACGGUUUUGGUUUGGCUCCUCGUGAAGAUUUGAAAGUCUUCCAGCCCUUCUUCCUCGAGCUCACCAUGCCCUACUCUAUCAUCCGUGGGGAGUUCUUUGAACUGAAGGCGACUGUCUUCAGCUACCUGACCAGCUGCAUGAUGAUCACUGUAACACCAGCAUCUUCCUCACAUUACACCCUCACCCCCCUGUUUGGUGACCAAACCACAUCUUGUUUGUGUGCCAGCGAGCGCAAGACCUUCAGCUGGAGCAUGACCCCAUCGGCCUUAGGGGUUGUGAAUGUGACUGUGUCUGCUGAGGCAGUGGCUUCAAUGGAUUUAUGUGGUUCUGGGGCCGUAACUGUUCCAGACAGAGGUCGCAUCGACGUGGUGACAAAAUCCCUCAUAGUGAAGGUUGAGGGAGUUGAGGUGACAAAGACCUUCAACUUGCUACUACUCCCAAAAGGAAAAACUGUGAGGGAGGAAGUUCUGGUCAAACUUCCUUACAAUGUGAUUGAAGAUUCUGCCCGUGCUUUCAUAUCAGUCCUGGGUGACAUUCUCGGUCGGGCUCUGAAGAACCUCGACAGUCUGCUGCAGCUGCCAAGUGGAUGUGGAGAGCAGAACAUGGCUCUCCUCGCCCCCAACAUCUUCAUCCUCGAGUACCUGAAAGACACACAGCAGCUCACCUCAACCAUCGAGGAAAAGGCUACCAGUUAUCUAAUCACUGGCUACCAAAAUCAGCUGAACUACAAACAUACUGAUGGUUCUUACAGUGCAUUUGGAACAGGGGAAGGAAGCACUUGGCUGACUGCUUUUGUGGUGAAAUGUUUUGCACGAGCUGAGAAAUUCAUUCACAUCGAUCCCAGAAACAUUGAAGAGUCUAAGACAUGGCUGGAAAAUCAACAACGGGAAAAUGGCUGUUUUAAAAUAUCAGGGAGACUCAUUCACAUUGGCAUGAAGGGUGGCGUGUCGGACGAAGUCACUCUCACUGCGUACAUCACUGCGACGUUUCUGGAGAAUAAGAAAUACGCAAAAAAGAGCCUGGCUUGCCUCAAGGACUCCAUGAAUGACCUCAGCAACACCUACACUACAGCUCUGCUGGCGUACGUCUUCACCCUGGCAGGAGACGUGGAGACCCGCGCUCACCUUCUGGAGUACCUCGACAAGGUUGCAGUAAAGCAAGGCAGUUUCAUCUACUGGACUCAGAAAUCAACAGAAACGUCCGCCUCCCUGUCAGUGGAGAUCAGCUCCUACGUGCUGUUGGCCCAAAUCAGUGCUUCCCCGACCAAUGAAGAGCUGGCUUAUGCCUCCAGCAUCGUGAGGUGGCUGGCUGAGCAGCAGAACUAUUAUGGAGGCUUCUCCUCAACACAGGACACAGUGGUGGCUCUUCAGGCUCUGGCAUUCUACUCCACUGAAGUGUUCGGUUUUAAGGGCUCAAGCAAAGACGGCUCAGGCAAAGGAGGCUCAAGCACAGGUGGUUCAAGCAAAGUGGCAGUUGCUACUCCUGGUGGCCAGGUUACGUUCCACGUCAAUCGAAACAACAGACUGCUCUACCAGGAGGAGAUAAUAGUGGAGAACAUAGCAGGGAAGUACAUCGUGGAGAUGAAAGGCAGCACAAGUGUCUCUGUGCAGAUUACUGUUCGGUACAACAUCCCAAAUCCUUAUGAUUCCUCAACUCUGAGCGUGGAGGUUAACGUGCAGUAUAACCACAGCAGUCAGUCUUCCCGACCCAAACUCACUCUGCUGAUAAAGUCCCGAUACACUGGAAAGCAGAGCACUACAAACAUGGUGAUCCUGGAUAUCAAAUUGCUCUCUGGACAUGUCCCAGACCCAGAGUCUUUGAAGAAGCUCAAAGGUGCCCUGCUGGUGGAUCGUGUUGAACAAAGGGAAGAUCAUGUUCUGGUGUACUUACGAGAGUUAGUGAAGGACACACCCGUAGAACACAGCUUGGACCUCAUAGAGGAGUUCCCAGUGGACAACCUGAAGCCUGCUGUGGUCAUGCUCUAUGACUACUAUGAGCCAAGUCAGCAGUCUGAGAUGGAAUACCUCUACCCGUGAGCUUGAAGAGAGAAACCCUGACGUCAUCAUCAAUUUCAGAAUAAUUUCACAAACUUCAGAUAUAAUGUCACAUCCUUUGGCUAUUAC